AUGCCGACUGGAUCUCGAGUGGGCGCGCAUUUUCUUUCUUCUGUUUUAAGAAUGCUUGAACCUAGAACUGAUGAUGAUUUUGUUGAUCGUCUACAUUAUUUAUAUACCCCAAUAAUGCUUUUAAUGUUUGCCCUACUUGCAUCAGCAAAAAAUUAUGCCGGGCAUCCAAUAGAGUGUUUUGUGCCAGCCUAUUUUACGCGUGCUAUGGAACAGUACAGUGAAAAUUAUUGUUAUGUUCAAAAUACUUAUUGGGUGCCCUUUCAGGAACAUAUCCCUCACAGGCUUGAUGAACGAGAAAAGUAA
Messenger RNA from Meloidogyne enterolobii, 303 nucleotides. The record is from the annotation of a GenBank genome assembly. NCBI's taxonomy places the organism in Eukaryota, Metazoa, Nematoda, Chromadorea, Rhabditida, Meloidogynidae.